AUGGAGUUUGGUGUGCAUCUCUCAAAGUCAAUGGAAGAGCAUGAGGUUGAUGCAAGCGAAUACCAAAGAAAGAUAGGCUGCUUAAGAUACUUGAUGCAUACAAGACCUGACAUGGCGUUUAGUGUUGGUAUACUAAGUAGGUUUAUGCAGUCACCAAGAGAGUCUCAUGGGAAAGCGUUGAAGCAAGUUCUAAGGUAUCUGAAAGGCUCAUGUGAUCUCUGUUUGAAGUACAAGUAUGGAGGAUCUCAAGAAGUUAUAGGAUACAGCGAUAGCAGCCACAAUACUGAUCCAGACGAUGUAAGAAGCACAACUGGACAUCUGUUCUGUCUCGGUGACACACCAAUAUCUUGGUGCUCGCAGAAACAAGACGUGGUAGCUCUAUCCUCCUGUGAAGCCGAAUACAUGGCAGCGACAGAAGCCGCCAAACAAGCCAUCUGGCUUCAGGAACUAAUGAGUGAGAUCACAGGAAGAAGAGUUCAAAGAACAUUGAUACGCGUGGACAACAAGUCAGCUAUAGCACUAGCCAAGAAUCUAGUCUUCCACAAACGUAGCAAGCACAUUCACAAGCGGUUCCACUUCAUUAGAGAAUGUGUUGAAAGAGAACUCAUUGAUGUGGAACAUGUACUAGGAGCAGAGCAACGUGCAUAUAUAUUAACAAAGGCACUAGCAAGGAUCAAGUUCAAGGAGAUGAGGGAACUGAUCAAAGUUCAGAAACUAAGUGAAAAUGAUGUUAAGCUUAGAAGGGAGAAUGUUGAAUAA
This is a messenger RNA of Brassica napus (rape), 759 nucleotides long. RefSeq names its product secreted RxLR effector protein 161-like. Lineage: Eukaryota; Viridiplantae; Streptophyta; Magnoliopsida; Brassicales; Brassicaceae. The transcript has a single exon. Bases 1 to 759 code for a protein of 252 amino acids. The record is from RefSeq and is a predicted model, not a curated record.